Cyprinus carpio (common carp) is the source of this 1107-nucleotide messenger RNA. Its product is annotated as protein canopy-1. The record is from RefSeq and is a predicted model, not a curated record. Lineage: Eukaryota; Metazoa; Chordata; Actinopteri; Cypriniformes; Cyprinidae. The coding region runs from base 26 to 733 and encodes 235 amino acids. The transcript is spliced from 7 exons. Gene Ontology annotation, cellular component: endoplasmic reticulum.
GGGAACAUUCUAAUCCGGGUAUUUAAUGUCUAGUCAUUCCUUGCGCUCAUUGGAUAAGAGUCAUAAUUCUGUGAUUUUAUUGGAUGUCGCGGCUGUCAGUUCUCAGUGCGGCCAGCAAGGUUGCUGGUCGUGGCAGCAUAACAGACCUGCACCGUCUCAGGAGAUCAGCAUGUCACCAUGGAUUAAACAGGUUUGCCUUGUUCUUGCGGCAGUGUUCAUGUUGUCCAGUACAACAGAGUCAAAGAAGGAUGAAGCAUUGUACUGUUCAGCUUGCAUGGCGAUUGCAGAGGAGAUGAACUAUUCAGUCAGUCAAACUGAUCCAAAAAAGACGAUUCAUGUUGGUGGAUUCAGACUUAAACCCGAUGGAAGUCUUAUGGACAAAAAGGUUCCUCUGGCUAGGUCUGAGACUUACUUAAAUGAACUGCUGGAAGAAGUUUGCAAUAGCAUGAGCGAUUAUGCUCUCUAUGAGGACCCGGACACCAAAGAAAAGAGCUACAAGAGAUUUGCUCCAAGAGGAAAUGAUGGCGUGAAUUUUCCCGAUUUCAAAAAUUUUAAGUUUGACGGACCAGAGAGUUCCAGUGCCUUAAAGUUUGCUUGUGAAAGCAUUGUGGAAGAGUUGGAAGAUGAUAUCAUCUCCCUCUUCUCCAGUGAGGCAGAUCAUGUGGCUAAGACGUUGUGCAGUGAAGUAUCAGGUCACUGUAAGAGCUCCGUUUUCCAGCACAGCGAACUUUAGUUCCAGAUGAGCGUCUGCUGAAGAACACUCAAAAACCUGGACCAAAAAUGAAGACAUUAAAUAUUUUCCUAAAGUAGGUUAUUGUUUAGAAUUUUUUUUUAGUAACUUCAAAAUUAUGAUGAUGAUAAUAAUUUGACGUACAUAAAGCGUAUUACAACAGCUUCCACUGUUGAUUAGUGGGCAUGCUCUUCCUGUGUUACUUUCAUACAUAUAUAUACACUGAUCCUGAUUUUAUUCCGAUGACUUGCAAUUUAAUUUACAUGUUUAUUUCCUUUUUAACCUCAAUUUAGUUUCAUGGCAUUAACUAUGGUAUUACCAAUGUUAUUUAUGAAAUGGUUUCCCGUGAUAAAAGAAAAUAAAAUAUUUCAAAUUUA